ACAUGUGUGUAUAUGCUAGAGAUUGACAUCAAGUGUCUUCCUCCAUCACUCUCCACCACCAAAUACAAUGAGGCAGAAUUUCUCACUAGAACCUAGAGCUCACUAAUUCUACUAGUCCAGGCAGCUUACCCUGAGUAUCCCGUGUCUGGCUCCCAAGCACGGGAAUUAAAGGUGAGCUGCUACACUGACUUGACAUGUACAUGCUGGAAAUCUGAACUCAGGUACUUUCAUUUGCAUGAUAGCACGUUAUCUGUUGAUCUAUUUCCCCAGCCCCUGUAUUUAGAUUUUCUUAUGGGCACACAAUUGUUAAUUUGUUAAUUUUUUUUCUUGGUUAGGCCUUUUUGUUGAGGUAAUUUGUGUUUAAAUGUUAGCUUAUACAGGAAGUUAGCUUUCCUAGCUAUUUGGCAAUUGAAAAUAUACUUUUCUGGUUUUGUUUGUGUUGUUGUUUCUUGUCUUAAGGCGACAGCCUGAUAAGAAUAUUGAAGGGUUUCUACAGUAGAUGUCUCUGUAGACAGUUUAUACCAUGCUUGAUUUAUAGACAGUGUGGGGUACAUGGUAGUCUAUUAAAUAUUUUUAUGAAAAUAAUUAUUUCCUUAAUUUAAAUAGCUUAAACCCCUCCUGUUACUUGAGUUUAGGGUCAUUUAGCAAAUUUUGAUAUAGAAGUAAAUCAACUACCAAAUUAAAUGCAUGUGUGCCAUGUAGAUAAUAGUUACUGAGAAGUGACCUACAUGAGUUUAAUCAUCAGAAUCUGUCAUUUUGAUUGCACUUAAUAAGUCACUUCUAAGCUGAUCUAAAAUGUACUUGUGUAUACUUACAAUUACAUUGCAUGGCUUUCUGACUUGGGUUCUUGUUGUAAACAUGCCUGUUUUGUUCAUGUGUCUUGAGAGAACAAGCAUUGUGACAUACCUGGCUAAGUUAAAUAGAUUGCCUGUGAAGCACAAUGUGAGUCCAGUUUUUUGAGGUGUGGAGUUUUAGCUAUCGUGGCUGGGUUUUUACUCAAUCUCAAAUAAUAGGGCUCUGGUUAUUUUGCAGAGUGUCUCUGAAGAAUGGACAGAAUUGCCCUGGCUAACUACAAGCUACGGUUCACAGUGGAUAAAUAGAUGCUCGCGUGGUCAAAGACAUGGCUACGGGGAAGUCUAAGGGAUAUGGCUUUGUCUCCUUUUUCAACAAAUGGGAUGCAGAAAAUGCCAUUCAGCAGAUGGGUGGCCAGUGGCUUGGUGGACGACAAAUCAGAACUAACUGGGCAACCCGAAAGCCUCCAGCUCCAAAGAGUACAUAUGAGUCAAACACAAAACAGCUGUCAUAUGAUGAGGUUGUAAGUCAGUCUAGCCCCAGCAACUGCACUGUAUACUGUGGAGGAGUGACGUCAGGACUGACAGAACAACUAAUGCGGCAGACUUUUUCUCCAUUUGGGCAAAUAAUGGAAAUUCGAGUCUUCCCAGAUAAAGGAUAUUCAUUUGUUCGGUUCAAUUCCCAUGAAAGUGCAGCACAUGCGAUUGUCUCUGUUAACGGCACCACCAUGGAAGGGCAUGUGGUGAAGUGCUACUGGGGCAAAGAGACUCUUGAUAUGACCAAUCCCGUGCAGCAGCAGCAAAAUCAAAUUGGAUAUCCACCAGCAUAUGGCCAGUGGGGCCAGUGGUAUGGAAAUGCACAACAGAUUGGCCAGUAUGUACCUAAUGGUUGGCAAGUACCUGCUUAUGGAAUGUAUGGCCAGCCGUGGAGCCAGCAGGGAUUCAAUCAGACCCAGUCUUCCACACCAUGGAUGGGACCCAAUUACAGUGUGCCACCACCUCAAGGACAAAAUGGCAGCAUGCUUCCUAAUCAGCCUGCUGGGUAUCGAGUGGCAGGGUAUGAAACCCAGUGAGAACAGACUACAAAAUGGAAGCCAUUGGCUUGACGCUACAGGGAGGGUAGGAAAGCUGUUGUUUACUUAAAGAUUUAUCAAAUCAGUCAGUACAAAUGCCAGAUAAUGAUGUAUUUAUUUAAAAAAUUCAUUUUUUAAUCAUGAAAUUACUUUUCAUCCACAUUGUUUUAAAAAGGAACAAGAUGGUGGAUGUCUGCCAAUUUUUGCCUUCAUUAUCUUUUUUGAUAAAGUUUCUCUGAUCCUUGUUUCAAAGACAAAUGCAGGGAUUGCUGCCACUUUUUAAAAAUUAAGGGGCAGAAAAUUGCACAAUAUUGAACUUUCCACUAAAGUAGUGUGCAUUUUUAGUUUGCAUUCCUGAUAUGAUUUAAAACAUGUAAUAUAGAUGUAAAAAGAAAAGCCAAACUUGUGCAAAGUCUAGAAGUUCUUUAUAACUUUCAGCGUAUGCACAGUUCUGUGUUAGUUUGAAAGAGUAGGCAUUACAUGACCUAUACCAUCUCCACUGUUAGCCCUUUGGAAUUUUUCAAUGUAAAUUAUUAGUUUAUAUCAUUUUGUAUCUACAUUUUUUUCACAAAUUUGUCCUGCCUUAUAAAAAUUCUGUAACAUAUUCUUAAAUGAAAAAAAAAAAAUGAUGUUCACUUAGAUUGAAAACUUUUCUCAGAUGGACUGAUAACUGCAUUCAUCUUGUUUUUAUAUGAGAAGGUGCCUCAAGGAUUCCCUGUUGGAUUUGUUUAAAGGGAUUUUUAUCUUCUGUGAUAAACUUUGCCAUCUACCAGGAACUAUAAAAACAACAGCUUGUGACUAAGGAGACUGCCGUGUGCUAAGUCCUCACCCACAUCAGCUUCCCGUGUCAGCAUCUACGUUUACAUGUGGUGUUUUCUGAGAUAGUUCCUUCCGCAAGUCAUAGUUUGCAGUUAGCAAACUUUGUAUGUUGUUCCCUUCCUAAAGGUGUCCUGAAGAGUUGACAUGAGGCGGGUUUUCCGUUUGCAUGUGAAUAUUCACAUACGUACUUUGGUAGUCUUUGAUACCAACUCAUCUGUUCUUGUUUUUCAAGAAUUUUGAGACACAAAGUUGUAUGUAAAGGAAUAUAUUAAUUUGUUGUUUUCUAGUUAGAUUUACUUAAAAAAGUAAAUCCAUUUUAAUAUGUACAAAUGAUAGCUGUGAAACUGUAGAAUAUUCCUCUGUCAGGCUUAGAGUUCAUUAAGAACUCCAAAAUUAGCCUGAAGGACCAGCCGGGCAAAACAUUUUUUAAAUAUUCAGAGGCCAAAAUAUGAACAAACAAAAGAAUAAGAAACCCUUAAAGUCCUACCUCCUUAAGUAGCCAUCAAGGAAGAGGCUCCUCAGCACAGGCUGAUGUUGGUUCUUUGGUACCUGACCUCUCGGAGCCUCCACAUUAUUUCUGAGGUUUGCUCUUUGAUGGCAUUGUUCUAGCCUUGGGAUUGCUAAUACAUUUCAGAGUCUCUUGGUUUGGUUUGGUUUCAGUGAUGACCACAACCUCCUCCUUGACAUCAGAGAGGAAGGAGCCCCUGUGAAUUGUGGGUUUUGAGACCUGCAGAGAGCUCCCAGCAUUUUACUUAGGCCUGUGGAAUCGGAAGCAUUUCCUGGCCUGUAUCUUCCAGGUAGGAGCACAUGACUCUAACUUGUUUUCUAAGCCAGUCCUCUUGUAAAGUAGAGCCCAGGAAGACAGCUCAAAAUGCAUGCUUCUCUGGAGCUCAGUUCUAUGCAGUCGUGCUGAUGUUUCAUUAAGUCACUGUGUAUUUUUAAGUACUAAUACAUUGAAAUUUGCUUUAUGGAAGAUGAAUAAAUUUUUUAAAUACUUGGAAAUUUUAUUUCUUUGUAAAGUUCUACAGAUCAGGGCAGGCAAUAAAAGCAGCUUAAAAGAAAUACUUAAAAAAAUAGAUCACACACAUCAGGAAACUAUUUUGGCUAAUUUUUUUUAGCUUUUUUUUUUCCUCCUGACUUUUGUUUCUGUCUUAGCACCCUCAGUAUUUUUCUCUAUUAAAGAAUUUUACUUCCUUUGAAACUCAGACUGCAGGAUCAUUUGGGCACAAGUAAUUUAUUUUGUACAGAGGUGUAGCUUUUCUCUUCUUUUGACUCAGUACUGAGAACUUUUAUUAGCAACAUGUUCUUAUUGCACAGAUCUUAAAAUUCAUGUUGAUUUGCUGUUGAGAAGGUGGUGGUGACGUGUUCCUGAUGAAAGACUGACAUUUUAGGAACAUGGCUGGCUUUGGUUUAAUUUCAGUGUUCAAUCAUUUAAAUCAAUUUUCAACCUAAAAAUCUUCAUCCUGGUAUAAGUAUCAGGUAAGGAAAUCAAGGCUUUUAAAGUGAACUUCCUUGCAAUAUGCAUUCGAUUUUACUCUCUGGUACUGUAAAGAACCUGAGUGACUCUCAGUGGGUCAUGGAGCCAGUAUUCUUUAUUCUGACUGUUUGGAUAUUAAAAUUCCUUUAUGUUUUCUAUGAUA
Molecule: messenger RNA, 4323 nt
Organism: Onychomys torridus (southern grasshopper mouse)
Lineage: Eukaryota; Metazoa; Chordata; Mammalia; Rodentia; Cricetidae
Gene: Tia1
Product: TIA1 cytotoxic granule associated RNA binding protein
Exons: 8
Coding region: 1121-1864 (247 amino acids)
Cellular component (GO): cytosol
Molecular function (GO): mRNA binding
Source: RefSeq, a predicted model, not a curated record